AUGUUGGCAGUUUUUGAUUUUGAUCACACUAUAGUCAAAGAUAAUUCUGAUAUAGUUGCUCGCAAUAUGAUAAAACCUUCCAAUCUUAUUCCGGAUCACAAAAAUUAUUUAAAUGAUUGGACUCAAUAUAUGCAACAAGUGUUUGACACCAUGAAAAAUAUCAAUAUUCCAUCAAAACAAAUUAUAGAUGCAGUUUCAGUAAUGAGUCCCAACAAAGGAAUGCCUAGGUUAAUGAGAGCACUUAAUGACAAUAAUAUUGAUAUCAUAGUAGCAUCAGAUUCAAAUUCACUUUUCAUUCAUAACUGGUUUGAACGUAACAAAUUAUCGGAUGUUCUUUCAUAUGUUUAUACAAAUUCAGCAAAGAUUGAAGAAGGCCACAUUACAAUCAAACCAUAUGAAUCACAAACAUUAUGUGAUUGGUGCACAAAGAACAUGUGUAAAGGAGCUAUUAUAAAAGAACAUAUCUUGAGUACAAACAAAAUCUACAAUAAAUUAUUUUAUUUUGGUGAUGGUAAAAAUGACCUGUGUCCGGUUCUAAAGUUAAAUCAAAAUGAUAUUGCAUUUCCAAGGUCAGGCUUUGUUUUGGAUAAUUUACUGAAAUCUCAUAAAACUAAAGCCACAAUAAUACCAUGGUGUACAGGUGAUGAUAUUUAUGAGUAUUUAAAGUCUUCCAAGUUGAUUUAA
Cinara cedri is the source of this 684-nucleotide messenger RNA. NCBI's taxonomy places the organism in Eukaryota, Metazoa, Arthropoda, Insecta, Hemiptera, Aphididae. The record is from the annotation of a GenBank genome assembly.